UGGCAGGGGCUUGGAGGCGUGGGAGAAAUAGGAGAGAAGUUUCUAAUUGAAGAGUGGGAUUCUGGGUGAGUCAUUCAUCCAAGUCACUGCGAAUUAGCUGUGUGCGCUUCCUGUGGGAGGCUCUGGGAACAAAGAGGAGUUCAGACGUGGUCCCUGCUCUCGAGGAGUUCACAGCCCAGACUUCGGAGAUGGAGGAGCCUUUCCAGGUGGUGGCCUGGUCCAGGAUGUGUCCCUGGAAGUGAAUCACCAUGAAUCUCAGACGCCAACUGGGGCCAGCCAAGUCCUCUGCUUUCUGAGCCCAACAUCUUCAGGGAUGAACUCUUCCUACCAGAUACGUCUCUGCUCCUGACAGCACACUUCUGCACAGAAGAGAAGAGGGGGAGAGUGGCCGUGUUGAUUGAGCCCAAGCAUCACAGGAGGGCUCCUCUGGAUGCCCCAUGAAGCUGCCCGUCAGCCCCAGCACAGAGCCGGCGACCUCAGAGCACGUGGAGAUGGCUCUGCUCAGCAACAUCCUUGCCACCUAUUCGUUUGUCUCAGAAAACCCUGAGCGAGCCGCCCUGUACUUCGUCUCUGGCGUGUGCAUCGGACUGGUCCUGACCCUGGCCGCCCUGGUGAUGAGGAUCUCCUGCCAUACAGACUGCCAGCGGCGUCCCCAGAGGAAGUUCCUGCAGGACCGAGAGAGCAGCAGCGACAGCAGUGACAGCGAGGACGGCAGCGAGGACACGGCGUCUGACCUCUCGGUGCGGAGACACCGCCGCUUCGAGCGGACGUUGAACAAGAACGUGUUCACCUCUGCGGAGGAGCUGGAGCGCGCGCAGCGGCUGGAGGAGCGCGAGCGCAUCAUCCGCGAGAUCUGGAUGAACGGGCAGCCCGAGGCGCCCGGCGCCCGCAGCCUCAACCGCUACUACUAGGGCUGCGGGGCUGCGGGGCUGCGGGGCAGCGGGGCUGGACGCCCACCGGUGGCCCAGAGACGCCGGAGCACACCGGCCUCUCAGCAGAGAGGGCAGAUUCUCUUCCUCUGUGAACACACACACACACACACACACACACACACACACACACGUGGGUUCCUCAACCUUUCCAGGUGUUGGAAUGGUGCUGAAAAUCCCUCCCUACCAAUGCGAAUGGAGAUCUGGGCUGUCUUCAUCGCUGUGUGUCAUUCCUUUUCGAAAGGCAAGACAGCCGUGACUUGAGGGCUGGGACCAGCAGGGCGAACGUGACCCGGUACAUGCAGUUUGCUAAGCGACUCCGGGCGUGGAGGCACUUCUGACUCAGAGAGCAUGCUCCGUGCUUAUUAUUUAAGGCUGAUUUUGCAAAUCUUGUGUUGCAAUGGCAACCUCAGCAUUUUAACUGGCACCUCAGGGAUCAAAAUCCUAUUUUUUUUAGUAUAGUUCCCGCCUCAUUCAUGAAAAUGAAUAGAAUUAUUAUAUUACGGGAGAUGUGUCAGUGAACCAGAAAAUGUUGAUAACCUCAAAGGAUGAAGGGUUUUUAUUUUAAAUAGUUUAUAAAAAUAUAUAUUGACAUGCAGAUUUGAAAAUGCUGCGUAAGAAAGUGUCUGUCUUCCCCUCCCCCUCCACUUUGGAGAGAAGAAAAUUUUAGUAUGACUUCAUGCUUCAGACAAUCAUGGUUUAAAAUACUUUUUUUAAAAAAAGAGUUUAGAUUUCCAAGAAAAGAAUGGAAAUGGGAGAUAAGGAUUAAAGAGCCAAUAUUAGGGUGGAAUAAAAAAAUGAAUGUUUCAUAAAA
Molecule: messenger RNA, 1743 nt
Organism: Oryctolagus cuniculus (rabbit)
Lineage: Eukaryota; Metazoa; Chordata; Mammalia; Lagomorpha; Leporidae
Gene: EVA1A
Product: eva-1 homolog A, regulator of programmed cell death
Source: RefSeq, a predicted model, not a curated record